This is a messenger RNA of Folsomia candida, 1974 nucleotides long. RefSeq lists its product as uncharacterized. Gene Ontology annotation, molecular function: DNA helicase activity. The record is from RefSeq and is a predicted model, not a curated record. Gene Ontology annotation, biological process: telomere maintenance; DNA repair. Lineage: Eukaryota; Metazoa; Arthropoda; Collembola; Entomobryomorpha; Isotomidae. The transcript is spliced from 2 exons. Bases 1 to 1974 code for a protein of 657 amino acids.
AUGCUAUCGCCAUGCAUGGACAAAUCAGAAUGCACGAAGGAGUUUCCAAAGGAAUUUCAAGAGGUUACAGUGGCUAAUUUAAACGGCUAUCCAAGGUAUCGACGACGGGACAAUGGAAUAUCCACUACAGUGGGAAGGCACGAAGUAAAUAAUCUUUGGGUUGUCCCCUACAAUCCAUACCUUCUAUUAAAAUACAAUUGUCAUAUAAAUGUUGAAGUUUGCGCAAGCAUCAAAAGCGUCAAAUACCUCUAUAAAUACGUCUACAAGGGAUACGAUUGUGCCAGAAUUGUUGUAAAGGAAGGAAAUGUUCAGCAUAACGAAGUCGAAUCAUUCUUGGAAUCUCGAUGGGUGGGUGCAGCUGAAGGGGCAUGGCGUAUUUUUGGGUUCAAUAUGCACAAACAGUCUUAUACCAUUGUUCGACUGCAAGUGCAUUUGGAGGACUUUCAGAGUAUCGUUUUCGACCCUGAGAAACUAGCCGAUGAAAUCCUCGAAGUAGGUGCUAGACGAACUACUUUGUCAGCUUGGUUCGAUCUUAAUACAAUAGAUGAAAGCGCCAGGGAGCUACUUUAUACCGAGAUCCCAGAACAUUACCGAUUUGUUAAGGGGAAGUGGAUAAAGCGCAUACAAGCAGGAAACAAUGUUAUUGGCAGAAUGUAUGCCGUAAACACGAAAGAUUCUGAAAGGUACUACCUGAGAUUAUUACUGCUUCAUGUUCGCGGUGCAACAUCAUACGAUGAUAUUAGAACCGUUGACGGAAUACUAUGCCAAAAUUUUCAAGAUACGGCAAAGAAAUAUGGUUUGCUAAACGACGACUCAGUUUGGUUGCUGACUCUAGAAGAAGCUGCAGUUGCAAGUAUGCCAAAACAAAUGAGAGAACUGUUUGCCUUAAUCUGUGUGUUUGGUCUCCCUAAUGACGUCAACACCCUCUGGAUGAACUUCAAGCAAUCGCUGUGUGAAGACUUUGCCCAUCGAAAUAACCAUGAAAAUUUAGCCUUGACCGAAGUCGAAAGCGUAUUACGGCUUCACGGAAAGCGAUGCAUUGAAAUCGGCCUACCAGCACCAAUUUGGGUCCCAGUGGAUUUUAUAUACGACUUUGAUGUUUCUGCUGAGGCAUCCCGUGGAAUGGAACUGGUGUGCUCUUUGAACGAGAAGCAGCACGAAUCAUUUUCUGUCAUCUGGGACGCUAUUUCGGACGCCGCCCUAACAUCAAAAUGCUUCUUUCUUGAUGGUCCGGGUGGAACAGGAAAAACUUUCGUUUAUGAGACUUUGAUUGCGUCCCUUCGUGGGGAAGGAAAAUUGGUGCUCCCCGUUGCUUCAACUGGAAUAGCUGCGAAUCUCCUUCCAAAUGGUAGAACAUAUCACUCCCAAUAUAAAUUGCCAGUUCCUUUAGUGGAAACAUCUGUAUCCGAUAUUCGUCUAACUUCUCAAGAUGCUCAGAACUUGCGAGAGGCGAGUUUACUAAUUUGGGAUGAAUCAACAAUGGCCCCAUCGCAUGCCUUGAAUGCUGUCGAUCGCCUUCUAAGGGAACUUAUGAACAAUGAAAUACCAUUCGGUGGUAAAGUCCUGCUACUCGGAGGGGACUUUCGCCAAUGUUUGCCCGUUGUCGUGCACGGAACUAAAGCUGGAAUAAUCGAAGUAUGUCUAAAGUCUUCACGACAAUGGAAGGAGUUUAGGUUUUUGAAUCUUACCGAAAAUGUUAGAUCAGUUGAUCCUGAAUACAGCAAGUGGAUAUUGUCAAUCGGCGACGGAACAUUGACAAAUGCCGACAAUCUUCCGGACGACAUAGUUGAAAUUCGACAGGACUUGAUUUCCUCUGGCAAUAUUGUUGAAGAAAUUUAUGGAAAAUCACUCUCAGCUACAACAAUUCAUCAAUUCACUAAUAGAACUAUUUUGUCACCAAAGAAUGAACAUGUCGAUGGGAUUAACGCGAAAGUCCUGGAUAUCUUGCAAGGGGAUAUAGUGACAUGUGAGUAG